Paramuricea clavata is the source of this 348-nucleotide messenger RNA. The record is from the annotation of a GenBank genome assembly. Lineage: Eukaryota; Metazoa; Cnidaria; Anthozoa; Malacalcyonacea; Plexauridae.
AUGCAUGCAAUUGGAAAACCUGUAGUGUUAUUCAAAUCAGGGUUUGUUGUAUGCAAAGAUGCACCUUUCCUUGGAGCUUCUCCAGAUGGGAAAGUUAUUGAUGCAGGAUGCAGUGAACCCUAUGGUCUUGUCGAGGUAAAAUGCCCUGAGACAAAAUACAGGGUAACUCCUUUAGAUGCCUGUUCAGAUCCAAAGUUUUGUUCACAUGAAGUUGCUGGAAUACCACAACUCAAGCAUGACCAUGAUUACUAUGCUCAGAUACAAGGUCAACUAGGAGUAACACAAGCAAAGUGGUGUGAUUUUGUUAUAUAUACUGACAAGGGACUCAGCAUCGAGAGAAUUAAAUGA